UCACACUGUCUCACACACUCACACUCAUGUUCUCUGACACUUACACACGCUGGAGGCCAUUGGAACAGAGCCCUGCUCUGGGCCCCUGUCCUCAGGCGUCUCUGGAUGCGCCCCCCGCCCCGUCUGUGGGCCCCCUGGGGUGGGUGAGCGCCUGCGUCCCUGGGCAGCCGCCCAGCGUGGGGGCCAGAGCCCAGGGCACGGGCGGCUGCUGUGUGGCGGGUGCGCCCUCCUGCAGGCCCCGGGCCCGACUGCCGUCCCCUGUAGAACCCCCCCCGCCAGGCCGGCCCGUGUGGUUUCAGACCUGUCACCCUGCCACCCACCUCCAGGGCUCUGCAGCCCGUCCCCAGCCGGGACCCCCGUUUCCCUCGGAACCGCUGCACGCUGGGGUCACGCUCUUGACCCAUCUCCCCGCAGCUGCUCUGAGGGCCAUGCAGGCCCUCGUCUGGCGGAUUCUGGGUGUGCUGUCCCCACGGGGCUCCCUCUCUGGGUCCCGGCGCACCGUGCCUGGCCUGCAGCCCCAAGGUGAAGACCCAGGCCCCCAGGCUGGCUCUGGCACCACGGAGGGUGUCCGUAAGGCCCCAGAGGCACAGAGGGGACAGGAAGAAGGACACCCACCUCAGUCUGAGCUGGGACAGAGCCGCGGAGCCCCGCAUGCCUGCGCCCCACCCGCACUCCCCCUGCACACGGACCCCGAGGCCACAGUUCGCGCGGUUAAGCGGCAGGAGCCAGGCUCCUGAGCAGGGGUGCGGCGCCACCUGAACCCUGAUUCUCCGUGGCCUGUGUGUCGGGGCUGGAGGCUGCAGAGGCCCCGUCCCAGGGGGACCGUGCAGCCCUCCUAGAGAGAGAAGCUGCAGAUAGGGGAGAGGGAACCGGCCUCACCCCAGGCUCAGGAAACACGCGGGAUGGCGGCGAGGCUCAGCUCG
Molecule: messenger RNA, 923 nt
Organism: Mustela erminea (ermine)
Lineage: Eukaryota; Metazoa; Chordata; Mammalia; Carnivora; Mustelidae
Product: protein enabled homolog
Exons: 2
Coding region: 27-737 (236 amino acids)
Source: RefSeq, a predicted model, not a curated record